CCCUCUCUCUCAUAUAUAAAAAGCACCUUCUUCUUCAUCUCGAGGGUUAAACAGAUACACACAGUGAAGGGACAUAUUUUCUUUCUUUCCUUUCUCUCUCUCUUUCAUCUCUCUCCCAAAGCUUUGGGGUUUCGUCUUCAUCCUUUUCUAUUCCUUACAUACGUAUUCUUCUCUCUUGGCAUAUCUGCAACUCCGGAUGUGUUUGAAUCUUCAAAACUGUCUUCUCUCCAAGUAUCGCCGGUAGAUAACUAGGAGAGAUAUGGCGACCUUAAGGGCGAGUUUGCCGUCAAGGUUGCGUCAACUGCUUGCUAGCGAAGGGACUAUCGGCCCUUCUGUUAAACUCGAUUCCGAGACUCCUCCUAAAAUAAAAGCAUUCAUUGACAAAGUCAUUCAAUGUCCACCGCAAGAUAUAGCAAUACCACUUUCUGGAUUUCGGUGGGAGUAUGGAAAGGGGAACUUUCAUCAUUGGAGACCUUUGUUUUUGCAUUUCGAGACAUAUUUCAAGAUAUACUUAUCAUGUAGAAGUGACCUCAUAUUGUCAGAUAAUACUGUGGAAGAUGAUAGUCCGUUUCCUAAACAAGAUGUUCUGCAAAUUUUACGAGUGAUGCAAAUAAUUCUAGAGAAUUCCCAUAAUAAGAGCUCUUUUAGUAGCAUAGAGUAUUUCAAGCUACUGCUUGCUUCUACAGACCCCGAUAUACUCAUAGCAUCUCUGGAAACACUUUCUGCCUUGGUUAAAAUAAGUCCUUCAAAGCUGCAUGUCAGUGGAAAGUUAGUUGGAUGUGGUCUGGUGAACAGCUGUCUUCUGUCCUUGGCACAAGGUUGGGGAAGCAAAGAAGAGGGCUUGGGUUUAUAUUCAUGUGUAGUGGCUAAUGAGAAGACCCCAGAUGAAGGGCUAAGCUUAUUUCCAUCAGAUAUAUCCGAUGAUGGUGAUAGACCUCAAUAUCGGUUGGGAUCAACACUUUACUUUGAAUUUCAUGAUGCCAAUUCCAAUGGGACUGGGGAAACUAGUGAUGGCCCAAAAUCACCCAAUUUGAAUGUUAUACAUAUGACAGAUGUCCAUUUGCAGAAGGAUGAUGACCUGUCUCUCAUGAGGCGGUGUGUUCAGGAGAACAACGUAGCUCCUGAGCAUAGAUUUUCAUUGUUAACAAGAAUCAGAUAUGCUCGUGCAUUCCGUUCACCAAGAGUAUGCAGGCUGUACACUCGGGUUUGCCUUCUUUCAUUUAUCGUGCUUGUGCAAUCAAGUGAUGCUCAUGAUGAACUGGUUUCCUUUUUUGCCAACGAGCCAGAAUAUACAAACGAAUUAAUCAGACUUGUGAGGUCUGAAGAAACGGUUCCUGGAGUAGUUAGGACACUUGCAAUGCAUGCUUUGGGGGCCCAAUUGGCUGCAUAUUCAUCAUCUCAUGAACGUGCACGGAUUCUGAGUGGAUCAAGCAUUAGUUUUGCUGGGGGGAAUCGUAUGAUUCUAUUGAAUGUGCUACAAAGGGCAAUAUUUUUAUUGAGCAGUUCUAAUGAUCCAUCAUCAAUUGCAUUUGUUGAAGCUCUUCUUAAUUUCUACAUGCUCCAUGUUAUAUCUUCUUCCUCUUCUGGAAGCAUUGUGAGGGGAUCAGGGAUGGUUCCCACGUUCUUACCUCUUCUAGAGGAUUCCGAUGCUGCACAUAUUCAUCUUGUUUGCCUUGCUGUGAAGACGCUGCAGAAGCUCAUGGAUUACAGUAAUACAGCAGUGACACUUUUCAAAGAUUUGGGUGGGGUUGAGAUGUUAACUAAUAGACUGCAAGUUGAGGUGCAGAGGGUUAUUAACAUUGCUGGAAAAAAUGACAUUGGUGAAUCUUCAAGGUCCGGAGAUGAGCAGCCGUAUGCUCAGAAAAGACUUAUUAGGGUUAUACUGAAAGCACUUGGCUCUGCCACUUAUACCCCAGCAAACGCAACUAGGUCGCAGAAUGCUCAUGAUGCUUCAUUACCUGUUACUUUGUCUCUGAUUUUUGCAAAUAUGGACAAGUUUGGAGGUGAAAUAUAUUCCUCAGCCGUAACUGUCAUGAGUGAAAUCAUUCACAAAGACCCCACGUGUUUCCCUUCUCUGCUCGAACUUGGUCUUCCUGAUGCCUUCUUAUCAUCAGUAGCUUCUGGAAUUCUCCCUUCUUCCAAGGCGCUUACAUGUGUUCCCAAUGGUAUUGGUGCAAUUUGUCUUAAUGCCAAAGGUUUAGAAGCUGUCAAAGAAACCUCUGCACUGCGUUUCCUGGUUGACAUUUUCUCAGUGAAGAAGUACGUAGUUGCUCUGAACGAAGGUAUUGUCCCUCUGGCAAAUGCUGUGGAGGAGCUGCUGCGGCAUGUAUCUUCCUUAAGGGGCACUGGUGUUGAUCUGAUCAUUGAAAUCGUCAACAAAAUCGCUUCCAUUGGUGAUUCUCCAAUUGAUACGCCUGGUAAAGUAGACAGCAAUACUGCAAUGGAAAUGGAUUCUGAGGACAAGGAAAAUAGUGCUCCUUGCUGUUUAGUCAGUGCAGGAGAUUCAACUGCAAAUGGGAUAAAAAAUGAUCGGUUUAUCCAACUUUGUGUCUUCCAUGUUAUGGUCCUUGUGCAUAGGACAAUAGAAAAUGCUGAAACUUGUCGGUUAUUUGUGGAGAAGUCUGGAAUUGACGCUUUACUGAAGCUUUUAUUGAGGCCAAGUAUUGUACAGUCAUCUGAAGGAAUGUCUAUUGCUUUACAUAGCACAAUGGUUUUCAAGGGGUUUACUCAACAUCAUUCUGCGCCUUUAGCUCGUGCUUUCUGUUCCUCUCUUAGAGAUCAUCUAAAGAAGGCUACUGCUGCUCUUAAUUUGGCUUCAGGAACCUUCCUGCUAGACCCAAGGGCAACUCCUGAUGAUGGAAUUUUCUCUUCACUCUUUCUAGUGGAAUUUCUUCUUCUACUUGCUGCCUCAAAAGAUAACCGUUGGGUUACUGCCUUGCUUGCGGAGUUUGGAAAUGAAAGUCAGGAUGUGCUGGAAGAUAUUGGACGCCUUCACCGUGAAGUUUUAUGGCAGAUUGCUUUGCUCGAGGAUGCCAAGGUUGAGAUGGAGAAUGAUGGAACUGGAUCUGCUAUUGAGUCCAGACAAUCAGACUUGAGCACAAAUGACACCGAGGAACAAAGAUUUAACUCAUUCAGGCAGUUUCUUGAUCCAUUACUCAGGAGAAGGAUGUCUGGGUGGAGUUUUGAAUUUUUUGAUCUUAUUAAUCCAUACCGUGAUCUUGGUCAUGCUUCUGGUCUUCAGCGCAGACAGAACAUUAAUAGCACUUCAACCAUGCAGCUCGAGACUAGUCACCAGCAAUCAUCUGGGUCUGGAAAUAGCAGUGAGGCCAAUGUUCAAAGGGAAGAUGACAAACAACGAUCUUACCACUCUUCAUGUUGUGAUAUGUUGAAGUCUCUUCCAUUUCAGAUCAUGCACUUGUGCCAAGAAUUGGGGAAGGUAAUGCUCCUUCCAUCUCGUCGACGAGAUGAUAUGGUGAGUAUAUCACCUCCUUCAAAAUCCGUGGCUUCUACCAUGGCAACAAUUGUGCUCGACCAUAUGAACUUUGGGGGUCAUACAAGUUCUUCAGGACAAGAGGUUUCUGUAUCCACAAAGUGUCGUUACUUUGGUAAGGUUGUUGAUUUUGUGGAUGCGAUAUUGCUGGACAAGCCAGAUUCGUGCAACCCUGUGCUGGUGAAUUGUUUAUACGGCCGUGGUGUGGUGCAGUCUGUUUUGACUACAUUUGAGGCCACCAGUCAAUUGCUUUUUGCAGUUAACAGAGCACCUGCUUCUCCCAUGGAGACUGAUGAUGGGAGUGUAAAGGUAAAUGGAAAAGAUGAAACUGAUUGUUCAUGGAUCUAUGGUUCUUUGGCUAGUUACGGUAAACUUAUGGAUCACCUGGUCACUUCUUCGUUUAUUUUAUCUCCUUUUACAAAGAACUUGCUUACACAGCCUCUUGUAAAUGGAGAUGUUCCAUUUCCACGUGAUGCCGAAACAUUUGUGAAGAUACUCCAGUCCAUGGUGCUCAAAGCUGUUCUUCCAGUUUGGACUCAUCCACAGUUUACAGAAUGCAGCUACGAUUUCAUUGCAACAAUGGUUUCUAUGAUCCGACAUAUCUAUUCUGGUGUUGAAAUGAAAAAGGUUACAGGUGUCCCUGGGGCUCGUACAGUGGGUCCUCCUCCAAAUGAAUCAACUAUUUCAACUAUCGAGGAAAUGGGAUUUUCCAGGUCCAGAGCCGAGGAAGCUCUCAGACAAAUUGGGGCUAACAGUGUAGAGCUAGCAAUGGAAUGGUUGUUUUCACAUCCCGAGGAAUCCCAGGAGGAGGAUGAACUUGCCCGUGCUCUUGCUAUGUCUCUUGGAAACUCUGCAUCCGAAACUAAGGAAGAUGUUAGUAAUGAGAGCAGUCAGUUUGUUGAAGAAGAAAUUGUCCAACCACCACCCGUGGAAGAGUUGUUAUCAACAUGCAUUGAGCUUCUGAAAAUGAAGGACACUUUAGCUUUUCCAGUUCGGGACCUUCUUAUAAUGAUAUGCUCCCAAAAUGAUGGUCAAUACCGUUCAAAUGUUGUUUCUUUUCUGGUGGAACAGGUUUGCAGCUCUGGCUGUGCAAACAAUAAUAUGCAAUAUGCCCUUUUUCACGUUCUAGCUCUCUUACUUCAUGAAGAUACCGGGGCUCGAGAAGUUGCCUUGAAGAGUGGCCUCGUGAAGAUUGCUUCAGAUUUGCUCUCACAAUGGGUUUCCUCAUGUGAAUCCCAAGUGCCAAAAUGGGUUACCCCUGCUUUUCUUGCUGUUGAUAGGCUAUUGCAAGUGGAUCAAAAGGUGAGUGCUGAUGUUGCAGAGCUGUUGAAGAAAGAUGAUGUUACUGUCAAUAAGGUCUCUAUAACUAUUGAUGAGGAUAAACAGAACAAAUUGCAGUCUGCUUUGGGAUCAUCUCCAAACAACAUAAGUGUGCAGGAAAAGAAGAGACUGAUUGAGAUUGCCUGUGGUUGUAUGAAGAUUCUGCUUCCUUCCGAAACAAUGCAUGCAGCUUUGCAGCUUUGUUGCACUCUAACUAGGACUCAUUCUGUUGCUGUUAGUUUCCUUGAUAAUGGAGGUUUGUCUUUGUUGCUUUCUUUGCCAACAAGUAGUUUGUUUGUGGGAUUUGACAGUAUUGCUGCAUCUAUAAUUCGUCAUAUUCUGGAAGAUCCCCAGACCCUUCAGCAAGCCAUGGAAUCUGAAAUAAGGCAUAGCAUUGUUACAGCCUCUAAUCGCCAAUCCAAUGGAAGGCUUACUCCCCGCAACUUCCUCCUAAAUUUAACUUCUGUUAUCUCUCGGGAUCCUGUUGUGUUUUUGCAAGCUGCUCAGACUGUGUGCCAAGUAGAGAUGGUUGGUGAAAGGCCAUACGUAGUCCUGCUGAAAGAUCGUGACAAGGAUAAAGUAAAAGAGAAGGAAAAGGACAAAGGACUAGAGAAAGGCAAAUUGCAAAAUAUAGAUGCUAAGGGGGGUCCUGGUAAUUCACUGAACAAACUUUCCGAUUCAGUUCUGAAGAGCAUGAAAUUUCACAAAAAACCACCUCAAAAUUUUGUGACAGUGAUUGAGCUUCUGUUGGAUUCAGUUGUUGUGUAUUUUCCUCCUAUAAAAGAUGAUCACUCCAACAAGGAUACAUCCUCUUCAGAAAUGGAUAUUGAUACAACUUGCUUCAAAGGAAAAGGAAAAGCCAUUGCCACUUCAUCUGAUCAGGAUCAAUCCAGUAAUCAAGAAAACUCAACUUCCUUGGCAAAAAUUGUAUUCAUUUUGAAGCUUUUAACAGAGAUUCUCUUGAUGUAUAAUUCUUCCAUAUAUGUUCUUCUGCGUAAAGAUACUGAAGCAAGCAAUCUCCAAGAUCCUCCUCAUCGAGUUCCUGGCAGUAAUUCUGGUGGUGGUGGAAUAUUUAGUCAUAUUCUUCACAGGUUCAUACCCUUCUCUAGAAGUUUGAAAAAAGAAAAGAAAACAGACACAGAUUGGAAGCACAAGCUGGCUAGCAGGGCUAAUCAGUUUUUAGUUGCAUCAUGUGUUCGGUCAACAGAGGCAAGAAGGAGAAUAUUUGCAGAUAUUAACAUUGCUUUUAUUGAUUUUGUAGAGUCUUCAGUUGGUUUUAGGCCAGCUGGAAGUGAAAUUCCUGCCUUGGUUGAUCUACUCAAUGAUGUAGUUGCUGCCCGUUCACCCACUGGUUCACACAUCUCAGCAGAAGCUUCUGCUACCUUUAUAGAUGUGGGUUUGGUGAAGUCUUUGACUAGAAUCCUCGAAGUGUUGGAUCUUGAUCAUGCAGAGUCACCUAAAGUUGUCACUGGGCUUGUUAAAGUACUAGAGUUAGUGACCAAGGAACAUGUUCAUGCUGUUGAAUCUAAUCCUGAUAAGACUGACCAUUCUACAAAGUCAAAUGAUCUCAGUCAAGAUGGGCAAACAGACAAUAAUGGUGAUGCUUCCCAGUCUAGACAAGCAACUGCUCAACAUCAGGAAGUUUCUGCAUCCAUCGAUCAUAUGGAAAGUUUCAAUGCUACACCAACUUAUGGUGGAUCAGAGGCAGUUACCGACGAUAUGGAACAUGAUCAAGAUUUAGAUGGGAGUUUUGUUCCUGCUGCUGAAGAUGACUAUAUGCAUGAAUCUUCUGAAGAUACAAGGGGUCUUGAAAAUGGUCUUGAUUCUGUAGGGAUCAGAUUUGAGAUCCAACCACAUGACCAAGCGAAUAUUGGUGAUGAAGAUGAUGAUGAGGAUAUGUCAGGGGAUGAUGGUGAUGAUGUAGAUGAAGAUGAUGAUGAUGGCGAGGAGGAACAUAAUGAUAUAGAUGAAGAUGAAGUUCAUCACCACCUCCCACAUGCUGACACUGACCUAGAUGAGCAUGAAAUUGACGAGGAAGACGAGUUUGAUGAAGUAAUGGAGGAAGAAGACGAGGAUGAAGAGGAUGAAGAAGGAGUUGUACUUCGAUUGGAGGAAGGCUUUAAUGGGAUAAAUGUUUUUGACCAUAUUGAGGUUUUGGGUAGAGAUCAUGGCUUCGGCAAUGAAACUCUUCAUGUGAUGCCAGUUGAGGUUUUUGGUUCAAGACGUCAAGGACGCACUACUUCAAUCUACAACCUUUUAGGAAGAACAAGUGACAAUGCUGCUCCAUCAAUCCAUCCACUUUUGGUGGAUUCAUCACAAUUUCAUGCAUCUUCUCUGAGACAACCAGCAAAUGCGCGGAGCGCUAUCCUCCCUGAUAGGAGUUUGGAGAGCGCUUCUUCAUCACAACUAGAUGCUGUUUUCAGGUCCCUAAGGAAUGGGCGUCAUGGCCACAGGUUCAACUUUUGGGCAGAUGAUAUCCUGCAAUCCGGUGGGUCAAAUUCAGUUCCUCAAGGGCUCGAAGAUUUGCUUGUUUCUCAUCUAAAACGUCCAGAUCCAGAGAAACAGGCUGACCAGAAUACUGUGCCAGGGGAAUCUCAAAAUAAAAUAGAAGGCAGCCAGGUGCAAGUACCUGCUGCGGUGCUGCCUGAAAUUCCUGGUGAAAAUGCUGACAGCAGGGAAAAUAAUAAUGGCUCUCCUCUUGUUGCUACAGACAGUUCCAAUGCUAAUAUGAUACAGGUAGCUGAAACUUCACGUGCAGAGUCGCUGCCAGCUGAAAUGCAAUUUGAACAAACUGAUGCUAUUGUGAGGGAUGUUGAAGCAGUGAGCCAAGAAAGUAGUGGCAGUGGUGCUACACUAGGAGAGAGUCUUAGGAGUCUGGAUGUUGAAAUUGGAAGUGCUGAUGGGCACGAUGAUGCUGGCGAAAGGCAAGGUCAAGCUGAUCCACGGGCUAGAAGAAUGAAUGCAUCAUUUGGAGGUUCUGCUCCUGUAAGGGGAGGAGAUGCACCAAUAAAUAAUGUUACUGAAGUUUCUGCAAAUCCUGAUCUUGUAGCUGGUCAAAGCGGACAUGCCCAGGAGCAGCAGGUGAAUGCGGAUGGUGAUUCUGGAUCAAUUGACCCUGCAUUCUUAGAUGCUCUUCCAGAUGAGUUGCGUGCUGAAGUAAUUUCUGCUCAACAGGGUCAAGCGGCACAACCUACUGCUAGUUCAGAAACCCAAAACAAUGGAGAUAUUGAUCCGGAGUUUCUUGCAGCUCUUCCACCUGACAUCCGAGAAGAAGUUCUUGCUCAACAACGUGUUCAAAGGCUGCAUCAAUCACAAGAGCUGGAAGGUCAACCCGUUGAAAUGGAUACUGUCUCCAUCAUAGCCACCUUCCCUUCAGAGCUUAGAGAAGAGGUUCUUUUAACAUCCUCUCAUGAUAUUCUGGCCAACCUUACACCUGCUUUAGUGGCUGAAGCAAACAUGUUACGUGAGAGGUUUGCAAAUCGCUAUAACAGAACACUCUUUGGGAUGUAUCCCAGGAGUCGUAGAGGCGAGUCUUCUCGUCGUGGAGAAGGAGUGGGAUCUGGCUUAGAUAGAACUGGUGGCAUCGUUGCACGUAGGGCUACAGGUAGUAAGCCGGUUGAAGCUGAAGGAGCUCCUUUAGUAGAUACAGAAGCUUUAAGGUCCAUGAUUCGACUGCUUCGUGUUGUUCAGCCUCUUUAUAAAGGUCAAUUGCAGAGGCUUCUCUUAAAUUUAUGUGCACAUAUUGAAACAAGGACAGAUCUUGUGAAGAUUUUGAUGGAUUUAUUGAUGCUUGAUACAAAGAAGUCUGUCAACUACAUGGCUCAUUCUGAACCAUCUUACAGGCUCUAUGCUUGCCAGAGUCAUGUGAUGUAUUCUCGUCCUCAGUCCUUCGAUGGUGUGCCUCCUUUGGUAUCCCGGCGUGUUCUGGAGACUCUAACGUAUUUGGCUCGCAAUCACCCUUAUGUUGCCAACAUUUUGCUUCAGUUCAAGCUACCCGCACCACUUUCUCUAGACUCCGAAAAAGCACGUGGCAAGGCUGUCAUGAUUACUGAAGAUGAUAAUGUGGAACGGCCAAGCCAUCAACUUGGAUCUUAUGCAAUUGCUCUGUUGUUAAGUCUUUUAAAUCAGCCACUUUAUUUGAGAAGUAUAGCACAUCUUGAGCAGCUUCUAAAUUUAUUGGAUGUCAUCAUUGAUAAUGCUCACAAUAAAUCUAGUUUAUCUGUCGAAUCUGGGGUAUCUGCAUCUGAACAAGUUCCGCAGAUCCUCACAUCAGGUGCUGAUAUAAAUACUGGAGCAACAGCCCUAACUUCUGGGUCUGACAUUGUACCAGCUUCCUCAUCCAAGGUUGAUAAUUCCUUAAAGCCAUCCACCAGUAGCAUUGCAGAAUCUGAUACCGAGGAAGUACUUCUUAACCUACCACAGGCAGAACUUCGAUUGUUGUGCUCACUUCUUGCACGGGAAGGCUUGUCAGAUAACGCUUAUUCCACAGCAGCAGAGUUCCUUAAGAAGUUAGUUGCCAAGGCUCCAUCUCAUUGUCAUCUUCUUAUUACUGAAUUGGCACACUCUGUGCAUGAUCUGAGCAAGGCUUCAAUGAGUGAAUUGAACACGUUCAAAGAAACUGAGAAGGCAUUGCUGAGUAGUACAUCGUCUGAUGGUGCAACUAUCCUUAGGGUCCUGCAGGCAUUGAGCUCUCUUGUUACUGCAAUUAAUGAGAAAGAGAAAGUUGGUCAUCACUUAUCAGAGAAAGAAUAUUCUGCUGCUCUGAGUGUUGUGCAUGAAAUUAGUGCAGCAUUGGAGCCCUUGUGGCUGCAGCUUAGUAAUUGUAUAAGCACUAUCGAAAGCUAUUCAGAUUCACCGUCUGAAUCAUCAAGCAAAUCUAUGCAUAAAGCUGCUGGUGUGACACCGCCUCUUCCUGCUGGCACUCAAAACAUUUUACCAUACAUAGAGUCCUUCUUUGUUGUGUGUGAGAAGUUGCAUCCUGAGCCGCCAGGUGUAGGGCAAGACACUGCAGUAGCGGACAUUGAUGAAGCCAGCACUUCUGCUAACCAGCAGAAGAGUUUGGUGCUGCCAACCAAAAAUGAUGAAAAACAUGUUGCUUUUGUAAGGUUCUCUGAAAAGCAUAGAAAGCUGUUGAAUGCAUUUGUUAGACAAAAUCCUGGCUUGCUUGAGAAGUCUUUCUCACUGUUUCUGAAGGUUCCACGUUUUAUUGAUUUUGACAACAAGCGUGCUCACUUUAGAUCAAAGAUAAAACAUCAGCACGACCACCAUCACAGUCCUCUAAGAAUUUCAGUCAGACGGGCUUACAUCCUUGAAGAUUCGUAUAACCAGUUGAGAAUGAGAUCGACACAAGACUUGAAGGGGAGGUUAACUGUUCAUUUCCAAGGAGAGGAGGGCAUUGAUGCUGGAGGACUCACCAGGGAAUGGUAUCAACUGUUGUCUAGGGUUAUUUUUGACAAGGGAGCUCUAUUGUUCACAACGGUUGGUAAUGAUUCAACAUUUCAACCCAAUCCCAACUCUGUUUACCAAACAGAACAUCUCUCUUACUUCAAGUUUGUUGGACGAGUUGUUGGGAAAGCACUUUUUGAUGGACAACUACUUGAUGUUCAUUUCACCCGAUCCUUCUACAAGCACAUCCUUGGGGUCAAAGUGACUUAUCAUGAUAUAGAAGCUAUAGAUCCCGAUUACUUCAAAAAUCUGAAGUGGAUGCUCGAGAAUGAUAUAACGGAUGUCCUGGAUCUGACAUUUAGCAUUGAUGCUGAUGAAGAGAAGUUAAUUCUGUAUGAGAAGACAGAAGUAACCGACUAUGAAUUAAUCCCAGAGGGACGCAAUAUUCGAGUAACCGAAGAAAACAAACAUAAAUAUGUUGAUCUGGUAGCCGAGCAUCGGUUAACAACUGCUAUCCGCCCUCAGAUAAAUGCAUUUUUGGAAGGAUUCAACGAAUUAAUAUCCCCGGAUUUAAUAUCUAUUUUCAAUGACAAGGAACUCGAACUACUGAUAAGCGGACUUCCUGACAUAGAUUUGGAUGAUAUGAGAGCAAAUACAGAAUAUUCUGGUUACAGUGCUGCCUCUCCCGUGAUUCAAUGGUUUUGGGAGGUUGCCCAAGCUUUUAGCAAAGAAGAUAAGGCUCGGCUUUUACAGUUUGUUACUGGUACCUCAAAGGUUCCUUUAGAAGGAUUCAGCGCACUGCAGGGAAUUUCUGGGUGCCAAAAGUUUCAAAUUCACAAGGCGUAUGGAAGUGCAGGCCACUUGCCGUCGGCUCAUACAUGCUUCAACCAGUUGGAUUUGCCGGAAUAUCCAUCGAAACAGCACCUAGAAGAGAGGAUGUUACUUGCCAUCCAUGAAGGUAACGAAGGGUUUGGAUUCGGUUAACAAGGGUGGUUCUAAUUGAGUCAUGUGGAUAAUGAAGAAUGUUUUUUUUUUUUUUUUUUAUUAAACAACUUUGCAUGAUUUUAGAGAAGUAAAAAUUUGGUUUUGCGUUUUGAGCUUAUUAUAUUAACCAUGUCAAUAUACUGUACAGUCAGUCCCCAUUGCAUUUUGUUAUGGUAUUUCCUUUUUCAA
Impatiens glandulifera is the source of this 11368-nucleotide messenger RNA. Its product is annotated as E3 ubiquitin-protein ligase UPL2-like. Gene Ontology annotation, molecular function: protein binding; ubiquitin-protein transferase activity. Lineage: Eukaryota; Viridiplantae; Streptophyta; Magnoliopsida; Ericales; Balsaminaceae. Gene Ontology annotation, biological process: proteasome-mediated ubiquitin-dependent protein catabolic process; positive regulation of protein catabolic process; protein polyubiquitination. The transcript is spliced from 17 exons. The record is from RefSeq and is a predicted model, not a curated record. Bases 260 to 11179 code for a protein of 3639 amino acids.